AUGGGCAACUGUAAUGCUCGUCCGGCUACUUUCAAGCCAAAAAAUCUUCCAAUGGAAUACCCAAAAAAGUAUGCAAUGUAUCCUACUCGUCGUCGUAUGAGAGCUUCUGAAAGAAGAACUUACAAAAGAGAUUGCAAGAAUUUGUUAGAGAGCGUUGCUGGAGAAAAUCCAUUUGAAGGAGAUGAAGAGACUGCUAAUAAUUACACAGAAGCAAUUUUCAGCAUUUCUAUCAAAGCAAAAGUUCUUAAAACGUACAUGGAUCUUAUUGAAUCGAGCAUCAAUGAAGAGUGCCCGGUUAAUGGACACAUUCAGCUCUUCUGCAAUGAGAUCAACAAUCUCAGUCAUCUUUACGAAGUCUUCUUCCGUAAAUCAAUUGUCAGCGUAGACACUCGUGUUGAGGAAAGGAAAGAAAUUGCACGAGCUGCUUAUAGAGAUAUCAAGAAUCUCACUAUCAUCAUUUACCUGAACAAAGAAAGAUCAAAGACACUUCUCCAAAGUGUCAUGAUGCACACUGAAUUUCAAACUCACCAGGCCGAGAAGCUCGUUGAGCACUACGAAGCAACUUUCAGUCCAAUUCUUAAGGAAGUUCUUCCGGAUCCAAAUGCUCCACGGAUUCAUAGAACUCCAACUCGUGCACAGAUAAUUGCAUUCUGGGAGGAAGUCAGAAGAGAAAAGGAAUCUGGAACUUUGGGAACACCUUUUUGA
Caenorhabditis elegans is the source of this 705-nucleotide messenger RNA. RefSeq names its product EAK-4 Related (gene eakr-2). Bases 1 to 705 code for a protein of 234 amino acids. The transcript has 3 exons. The record is from RefSeq and is marked reviewed. Lineage: Eukaryota; Metazoa; Nematoda; Chromadorea; Rhabditida; Rhabditidae.